Erigeron canadensis is the source of this 1294-nucleotide messenger RNA. Its product is annotated as putative HVA22-like protein g. NCBI's taxonomy places the organism in Eukaryota, Viridiplantae, Streptophyta, Magnoliopsida, Asterales, Asteraceae. The record is from RefSeq and is a predicted model, not a curated record. The transcript has 6 exons. The coding region runs from base 253 to 1191 and encodes 312 amino acids.
GAGAAAGGGACAGAAAAUCUCCUUCAAAAUCCUUUCCCCAAAUUUUACUCUCCCUCCUCAACCUACGCCCUUCUCCUCCGUCGCAUCACGGCUGCGCCACCACCACCACUAAUCGCCGCCAGCAGAAUUAGACUUCUAUAAACGAUAAACCUAAACAACUAUAUAUAUCUAUCAUCUCCAAAAUAUUAACUCCUUUUCCAUCAGCUACACCAAUUAUCAGUUAACCAACCACCCCUUCCUCAGAAUUACAAGAUGAUUGGAUCAUUUCUGACUAGAGGGCUUGUAAUGGUAUUUGGAUAUGCAUAUCCAGCCUAUGAGUGCUUCAAGUCAGUGGAGAAGAAUAAGCCUGAUAUUGAGGAACUUCGCUUUUGGUGUCAAUACUGGUAUGAUACUUGUUAUAUGUCUGUCAGAUUAGGCUAUUCAAAGGCUUUUAUCUUAAGCUAUAUAAAUGAUGUUUUCAGGAUCUUAGUUGCUGUAUUGACUGUUUCUGAGCGGAUUGGUGACACAUUUGUUUCAUGGGUUCCAAUGUACAGUGAAGCAAAGCUGGCAUUUUACAUAUACUUGUGGUACCCCAAAACACAGGGAACAAGUUACGUGUACGAUUCAUUCUUUAGACCAUAUAUCUCAAAGCAUGAAACUGACAUUGAUCGUAACUUGAUGGAACUGAGGACCAGGGUUGGAGAUAUGUUUGUGUUGUACUGGCAAAAUGCUGCGACUUAUGCUCAAACAAGAAUAUUCGAUGUUCUUCAAUAUAUUGCUUCACAAUCAACGCCCAAACCUCGGCCACCCCAGCCACCUCAAACUGGUAGAACUCGGCAACCUGCACCAAACCGCCGAGUGCCCCCUGCCACUCAACCAGAGACCAAGGAGCCACCAUCUCCUGCUUCUCCUGCCACCCCCUCCACAUCAUCAUCAUCAUCAGACUCAGCUCCCCACCAGCUAGACGACCCACAAGUGCCGCCUAUACCAUCUUCUCCUAGUGCUAUUUUAAAAGCUCAAAAAGCACUCUUGUCACAAAGCCUAGCCGUGGUGACGAAGCCCGAAACCUCCAAAGACGUAGAGACGAUGGAAGCCGAGUCAUCGAGUUCAUCAAACCCCAAUCCUCCGGUAAAGGAGAUUACGAUGGAAGAACCAGUUCGGGUAUAUACACGUGCAAGGUCAAGGAGAGGUAGUGUAGCAUCAGUUCAAUAAUAUCAUUGUUGUAGUGUGCAAAACUGUGAGUAUGUAGGAUGUUGGAUUUAAUCGAUAUAACAUAUUUGUGUAUUCAUUAUAUAUUUUUUGCUUUUAUAUUCAA